UUCUCCUUUUGAAUUAUACAUUCACUAGCUACAGUUAACUAGCUAGCUAGCUAUAUUUUUUCAGACAAUUUGAGAUGCUUUUGUUAGUAGUAUUAGCUAUUAGCUAGCUGGUCAUUAACUGCAAUGUGUAUUGAUCUUUUUGAUCAGAAUAUCAGUGCUGUGUAAGAAUUGUGUGAAUUUUAGCCCUCGUAAAAUUUAUGAGGAACAAAACUAGGAGCAAGAAUCUGUGUAACUGCAGGAAAAAUAAUAUCUGAAUGCGACUAGUAAAGUGAAUACAGAUGGGGCUAAAAAGCAAGAAAUAGGUCACAUGGUUAAUUUAUAUACCAACUUGUAAUGCAUCAUGGAAUGGCCAAAGGGGGAUGUCUAUGAUGAGCACAUGGUAGUGUAUGAAAUGCUGAGCACAUACCACUUUUUUGUACUUGGAUUGCUUUGUAUCCAAAUGCUGACAACAACAAGUGAAAAUGUAAAACAAAGAGGAUACUUUCCUGAAGAACGAAUGAACGUUAGUUCAAUUAUUCGAUACUAUGGUUAUCCAUGUGAAGUACAUGAAGUUAUUACAGCCGAUGGAUAUGUUUUAAUAAUGCAAAGAAUUCUCCCUGGUCUUAAACAUAAUUUUAAAGGACAAACGGUGUUUCUUCAGCAUGGCUUGUUGGAUUCAGCUGCCACCUGGAUUAUGAAUACUCCAGAUAAAAGCUUAGCCUUUAUACUGGCUGAUGCUGGGUAUGACGUAUGGUUAGGUAACAGCCGAGGGAACACAUAUUCCAAAAAACAUUUGAAAUAUACAACAAAAGAUAAACAAUUCUGGGAAUUUAGUUUUGAUGAAAUGGCCAAGUAUGAUUUACCCGCAUCUAUUUACUAUGUACUUAACGUCACUGGCGCCCAACAAAUUUACUACGUUGGACAUUCUCAAGGCACUACAAUAGGCUUCAUUGAGUUCGGUCGAAAUGUUAACCUAGCCAGAAGGAUUAAGACAUUUUUUUCACUUGCACCUGUCACAACCGUUGGUCAUAUCAAAGGUGCUUUGAAGGUACUAUCACCUAUCGAGCCAGAGAUACAGUACAUGAUUCAACUACUUGGGAUAAAAGAGUUCCUACCAUCCAGUGCUGUCACCAAGUUUCUUGGCGAGGCUGUGUGUGGUGCUGGCCGCAUUAUGGAAGAGACAUGCGGAAAUAUUUUAUUCCUGAUGUGUGGCUUUGAUACAAAGAACUUAAAUAAAACUCGUGUACCUUUGUACUUGUCUUUAUAUCCAGCUGGUACUUCCGUGAGGGAUGUCAUCCAUUUUGCUCAGAUGGUACGGACUGGAAAGUUUCAAAUGUACGAUUAUGGAGAAGUUGGGAAUAUUCAACAUUAUCACCAGCCAGUGGUUCCGAAGUAUAAUGUUAGCUCUGUGAACACACCGGUUGUGAUGUUUUCGGGAAGCCAUGAUUGGCUAGCCGACCCAUAUGAUGUUAAUAAUAACCUGAAACAACAGCUCCCGUAUUUGGUUUACUCGCAAGAUUUGCCGGGUUGGAAUCAUUUAGAUUUUGUGUGGGGUAUGCGAGCCCAUGAAAUGAUUUAUAGUAAAAUAGUGAAAAUGAUGAAUGAUGCGGUUUGAAAUCGCAAUGUGGGUGUUUGUUACUUUACUUGAGUUAAAUGUUCUGUGCCGAAGUUUUACAUAUUUUAUACUUAUCUAAAUUCCAAAACGCAAUCACAACAGUAAGUAAUCGACAGUACUCACAACAGUAAGAAUUAAAUUUGCAUUAAUUUAAAUUUGAAUUAAUUUUGUAAAGGUAAGAAAACAAAGCGAACCCAUGAGGUAUUCUUACUAAUACGUAAAUGUCUUGUUGUUCGUUCUACGAGGAUAAUUUUAUAUUUUAACAAAUAUUUGUGUCUAAAUUUUUAUACAAUUAGUAUUCUUAUAUAUAUAUAUGGAAGAUUAUGAUACCUAGAAUAUAAAAUAAUAAUUAUCAGAUUUUUGAACAUUUGUAAUAUCGGAGGGGCAAAUUCUUGAUAUUUUCUUUAAAGAUAGUAGCAACUCUACCAAACUUAUUUUUUCUUCAUGUACCUCUUGUCGAUCGUUUGGGUGUAGUCAG
This is a messenger RNA of Hydractinia symbiolongicarpus, 2072 nucleotides long. RefSeq names its product gastric triacylglycerol lipase-like. The record is from RefSeq and is a predicted model, not a curated record. The transcript has 9 exons. Gene Ontology annotation, molecular function: hydrolase activity, acting on ester bonds. Gene Ontology annotation, biological process: lipid metabolic process. NCBI's taxonomy places the organism in Eukaryota, Metazoa, Cnidaria, Hydrozoa, Anthoathecata, Hydractiniidae. The coding region runs from base 341 to 1594 and encodes 417 amino acids.